This is a messenger RNA of Larimichthys crocea (large yellow croaker), 3571 nucleotides long. Its product is annotated as inosine-uridine preferring nucleoside hydrolase. Gene Ontology annotation, molecular function: hydrolase activity, hydrolyzing N-glycosyl compounds. The record is from RefSeq and is a predicted model, not a curated record. Lineage: Eukaryota; Metazoa; Chordata; Actinopteri; Sciaenidae. Bases 128 to 1108 code for a protein of 326 amino acids. The transcript is spliced from 6 exons.
UUUUAACAUAAAUGUCACUUUCUUAGUGGCUACGACCCGUGUACGUAUAUUGUGGGAUGACCCCACGAUAUAAAUCACAGGAGCGACCGUUAACCGUUAAACUGCACGUUACAGAUUCAAGAAGACCAUGGCAAAGAAGAAGGUGAUCAUCGACACGGACUGCGGCAUAGAUGAUGCUCAGGCUAUAAUGAUGGCCUUGGCAGCGCCCAACAUUGAGGUUGUCGGUGUCACCUGUGUGUUCGGGAACGCAGCGGUCGAGCACGUGUGUCAGAAUGUUCUCAGGGUGCUUUCCGUCUGUGACCACAAGGGCGUUCCAGUGUUUCGAGGUUCAGGCGGUCCUCUGGUUGGAGCCAGUAACGCAUUCAGUGACCACUUCGGAACAGACGGCCUUGGGGAUGUGAUUGAAGACAAAGAUCCAAAGUGGGAGGAGAAAAUCCAAAGAGAGCAUGCCGUCAACGCAAUGAUUAGGCUGGUGAAUGAAAACCAGAACCAGAUCUCCUUGGUGGCCCUUGGCCCACUUACUAAUCUGGCAUUGGCUAUCAGACUGGAUCCAUGUUUUCCCCAAAAGCUCAAAGAUCUGUACAUUAUGGGUGGCAACAUGGAAGGAAUAGGAAACGUGACACUAUGUGCAGAGUUUAACUUUGCAUCGGAUCCAGAGUCAGCGUAUGUUGUACUUGAAGAAUUCCUCUGCCCUACAUACGUGGCAUCAUGGGAAUUUUGCUGUAGAAAUUCACUGACGUGGGAGUUCUUCGAAGAGUUGAUCAACCAGAACACACCUGCUGCAAACUUUAUGAAGAUGAUAACAUCGAAGUGCAGGGCGUACAACAAAGAGGAAAUGAUGAAGAAGAGAGGCGUCUACUUCGGACCUGGCUUCGUCUCUUAUGAUUCCUAUGCGAUGGCAGCCUGUAUUGACAGCAGUGUGAUAACCGAAUCAGUUGAGUGUCCCGUCCAUGUGGAGCUGCAGGGUUUGAUCGCUCGCGGUAUGAUGGCACUAGAUCGCACAAAUAAGCUGAAGAAGAGCCACAGCGUGUUUGUUUUGACCAAAUGUGAUGUUGCAAAGUUUAGCCAGUUACUCAUGGAGUCUAUCAGACAGCCUUCUAAGAAGUAAUCUUUGGUGAUUAACAAAUACUGCACUGCUUUGAAUCUAGCUGUAAGUAAUACUGUGAUUGCUGCUCUAGCCCUUGAAAAAUUUGAUCCAAAACAGCCUCAGGCAGUAAAGCCUUGGCUUAAAUCAACUGGACUCAACCACCAAACUGAGAUUAAAUUGGAAAUCUGUUGCCAGGACUGUGAUCCAUGUCACAAAGUUGUCUGUUGAUGGGAAAUUGGGGCUUUCUGGUAAACUUGUAAGAGCGGUUAAAAAACGAAAGCUUGACAUGACAUCUGAGCCACCACAGAUGGCUGUGGCCGUCGAGCCAAAACUCUCUCAGCCUCCACCAGCAAACCCGUGGCUGAAAUCAAGUGCAACCAAGAUUCAAAAAGAUUGCCAGAAGCUUGAUGAGGUUGAGUAUCCCCUGCUCUGUGAUUCCUGAAGAACCACAGUUUGAAGAAAUGGAGCCACAACAGCCUCAGUCUCCUAAAGUAAACCCUUGACUGAAACCAAUCUCCAAAAUGAGAACAUCUUUUCCCAGGAGCUUGAUGAGGUUGAGUACCCUCUGCUGAGAAGACCAGCAGAAAAGUGUGUCAUAGCCCCUAAAUAAACAGACCAGACUGCAAAUGUGAAAGCCUUGAUCACAAGCAGAUGAAGAUUCCUGUAUCUGAGAACAAGCAGGCUUAAACAAUCCUACCAUGAGGACACAUCAGGACACAUAUCCUCUGGCGGAAAGGACCACUGUUAGCUGUGAUUCCAGAAGAACUCUCUAGAAGAAGUUAGAUGUGAUCGCUGAACACAUCAGCACAUCCUCCAGCCUAGCAAUACCCCCAAAUCGAAGGCCACCGCUCCAGCAGAGGUGAAAAUGAGAUCAUCAAACUCGAAAGUGAGCAAGCAGCUUUGCUUUAAGAGGUGGAGCAACAAAGACAAAUGCUCUAAACUCAGAGAGCUCUGCAAGCUGAAGCAGAUACAAAAUAUCAGACCAAAGUCAAGACCCUUUAGCUGGAAAUAUCUGACACAGAGACCUCUGAAAAAGAGGUUCUCUGUAAGUUUUUAAGCUGGAGGAAGCUAUUGAGAAGAAAGUAGAAACCUCCAUGUCCUAUCUGAGAGAUGAAAACUCCAGACUGAUGGCUGCACUGGUGAAGACCGAAGAGGACAUCAAACUAGAGACAAUCCAGUGGGAGGAGGAAGUCAAUCUGCUGAACAGUAUCAAAGAGGAACAGCAGAGCCCAGAGGAAGAAACCACCAGAAAUGAACUGAGAGGCAGCAUUGACAACCAGAGCAAGAAGGCUCUGAAAGAAAGUGUCUGCGCUGGUGAAGGCAGCAGAAGAAGAAACAGGAUACACUCCAGUGAGAGGAAGAAAAAUCCAAUCUGCUGCAAAGUAUCAGUGAGAAACAACAGGCACUAGAGGAAGACAUGACCAGCAAUCAAUUAAGGGACACUCUUAACAAUCAGAGUGAAGAAGAUCCCAAACUAUCAGCUGUACUGGUCAACACAAAGGACGACAUAGAACAGUGGGAGGAGGAAAAGUCCACUAGAGCAGGAAAUCACCAGGAAUCAACUGAGGGACACUCUUGAUCAGAGUGAAGAAGACACCAUAUACUUUGAAAGGGACAAUUAUGGGCUUGGUUACUAGCUUCUGUUUGUGUACCUACAUGUAUAUUCUUACAUUUAAUUUAGAGUUGAUUGUUUUUGUUUGACUAUAAUUUGUACAAAUGUUGCCUACAGUUGGAAAUACAAAGGAGAAAAUGUAUAGGCUGCAAUAAAAAACAAACUUUUCAGUUCACUUUUCAGCUCAUUGUAUGUUUUUUAAUAGUAAACAUCAGCAUAGCAAAUAACCAGUGAUCCCUGGGGAGCAUUUAGCAGCUGAAGCGCCAGAUAUUUUCCUCAGGAGCUGGUAGAGACCAAAGGGAGAGAAUAUUGAACAUAAACAACUCUAAAUGAAUGAUGUCACUCUUUAAAAGGGCUGAACGUGUAAGUUAAGCCACAGUAGCUCACCUGAUAGGGCAUGCACCACUGUAUCAGGGCCAAAGUCCUUACUGCAGUGACCUGUGUUUGAUUCCAGCUUGCAUGUCAUCCUCUCUCUUCCUGUCUAUCUUUCCAGCUGUCUCUAUCACUUAUUAAAGCAGAAAAAAAAACUCACACAACUUGUCUCUGCUGCCCCAAAGUGUCCACAAACAGUUAUUGCACGUUUAAAUGGAAUGAAAUAACAUGGAGAAAAACACAUCUUGCUGAAGUCCUUUAUUUAAAUUUGCUGACAAAUAGAGGCAAUGUGCAAUACAAACCUCAAACGUAAGUGUUCUCUGAUCACUUGACCAAUUUACUCUCACAGAAGGCUUUGAUAUUUUUUUUAGGGCAGAGCCUGCGUUUAAACAUGGGGAACAUGAACGUUCAUGUUUAAAGUUUUGGGGGCCAGUGGUGUUCUGAAGAAUCACGUUUCAGAUUGUGAAGGAUCCCUGCUGCCAAAUAAAAGCCUAGUGCAA